UUUUUAUGAUUUGUUUGUUCUUAAACUUAUCUUUUCUUCUUUUCCCUUCCUUGCUUUCUCCCUCUUCUACCCUGUCCUAUCCUCACCCUUUCCCCCUGUGGCUAACCCUUGCUCCACCCCCUUUUGCCUCCUCUUCUUACUUUCCCUAGUCAUUCCCUGGCGGCGGAUGUCUCGUCGCCUGCCUCUGAGACUGGAGGCCAGUUGGAGUCGGGAGGUGGGUCCUCAGCAGCAGUGGUGAUGCGGGCUUCAGUGGCAGGCUGCAGGAUGAGCGUUGGCGCGCUCCUUAACGGGCUGCUGGUCUCUGUAGUCGCAGCUCUGCUUUGGAAGUAUUCCAAGCUGAGUGAGCAUGCUGCCCUGCUGGAGGAAGAGCUGCACAUGACACGACAGUCCCAGGAGCUCUCACAAGCCCGCAUCGACUACCAUGUUGCUCUGCAGGCUCUUCAGGAACACGGCACACGCAUGGUCUGCACCGGCAAGAUGCACACCGACCGCAUCUGCCGCUUUGACUACCUCUGCUACUGUUCGGAGGCAGAGGAGUUUGUGUUCUUCCACUCCAAUUCCUCUGUUAUGUUGCCUAACCUGGGGUCUCGGCGUUUCCAACCUGCCCUGCUGGACUUGUCCUCGGUAGAGGAUCACAACACUCAGUACUUCAACUUCUUAGAGCUCCCAGCUGCUACUUUAAAGUUUAUGCCCAAGCCUGUGUUUGUACCAGAUGUGACUCUGAUCCUAAACCGGUUUAAUCCAGACAACCUAAUGCAUGUGUUCCACGAUGACCUGCUCCCAGCCUUCUAUACUAUGAAACAGUAUUCAGACUUAGAUGAUGAAGCUCGUUUGGUUUUUAUGGAGGGCUGGGGUGAAGGUCCACACUUUGACCUCUACCGACUUCUCAGCAGCAAACAGCCACUACUCAAAGAACAACUUAGGAACUUUGGCAAGCUCAUGUGUUUUACGAAAUCUUACGUUGGCUUGUCCAAGAUGACCACCUGGUACCAGUACGGUUUUGUCCAGCCACAGGGGCCCAAAGCCAACAUGUUGGUCUCAGGAAAUGAAAUCCGGCAGUUUGCCAGGGCUCUGAUGGAGAAAAUGAACAUCACGAGGGUGGAGGAGGUGGAGAAGGAUGGAGGGAGUGCCGAAGAUGAGAAGGAGAAAGAGAAGAAGGAUGAAUACAUUGUCGUGUUUAGUCGUUCGACAACAAGGCUGAUACUGAAUGAAGCAGAGCUAAUCAUGGCGCUGGCCCAGGAGUUCCAGAUGAGAGUGGUCACAGUAUCUAUGGAGGAGCAGUCUUUCCCCAGUAUCGUCCAGGUGAUAAGCGGUGCCACCAUGUUAGUCAGCAUGCAUGGAGCUCAGCUUAUCACCUCACUCUUCCUCCCCAGGGGAGCUGCUGUGGUAGAACUAUUCCCCUUUGCUGUGAACCCAGAGCAGUACACCCCAUAUAAAACCCUUGCCUCCCUUCCAGGCAUGGACCUUCACUAUGUCUCCUGGAGGAACACUAAGGAGGAGAACACCAUCAGCCAUCCAGACAGACCCUGGGAACAAGGGGGCAUCGCUCACUUGGAGAAGGAGGAACAAGAGCGAAUACUGGCGAGCAAAGAUGUCCCCAGGCACCUGUGCUGCCGCAACCCAGAGUGGCUCUUCCGGAUCUACCAGGACACUUUGGUGGACAUCCCUUCUUUCCUUGAGGUCCUCAAAGAGGGCAUUAAGACAAAGCCCAGCUUGAAGAAAUCAAAGCCAGCCAGCACAGUCCACCCGGGCCGGGUCAGAGAACCCCACUGUCACACCUCAGUACAAACCACUAAUGAGGCUAAACUCACAGUCUCCUGGCAGAUCCCGUGGAAUCUGAAAUACCUGAAGGUGAGAGAGGUGAAGUACGAGGUGUGGAUCCAGGAGCAGGGAGAGAACACCUACAUGCCUUAUAUCCUUCCCCAGCAGAACUACACUUUCUCAGAGAACAUUAAGCCCUUCACCACCUACCUGGUGUGGGUUAGGUGUAUCUUCAACAAGAACCUCCUGGGCCCCUUUGCAGAUGUUCUUAUGUGCCGGACUUAGUACACACACCUUGCCAGUCUGUUGCUGUGCAGUUCUACACAAAAGUUGAGUUGUGCUUGUUCCAGACAAUCAAAUUGGAAAAGUGGACUGUUUGAUCAGAGUCAGAAACGUGAUAAGGCAUAUCUCUACAGUCCUAGAACAGGCUGUUGAACUCACGGAGCACAGAGAAUGUGGAACAGACUUCUGGAUGAACUGCAAAGGACUUGAAAUACAGGGUUUGAACUCAAUGGUAACAGGCGUAAAUGAAUGGAAAGUAUAUUGAAUGAAAGAAAGAAAGUGCUAAACCAUGACUGAAAAUACCAGAAUUUAAAUCAGCAGAUUUAUUUAUGUGCAAAAUAAUAUAUAACAUGUUUUUUAGUAGUAGUCGAAACACUGGUUCUUUACCUUUUACAGUAUGCAAUAUAGCUUUUCUGUGGAGAGCAAGAGAGAUUUUAGAAUAGCAAGAUUUUUUUAUGUUUUCUGACUUGUCCAAUGUCUACUGUGUGUGUGAUACCUGUGUGGCUUAGUUUACCUUCCAACUGUUUGAAUGCAUAUACUGUUAUUUGCAGAACCUUGCCAAAACCAAAGCAAACAUAAUUUCAGCCAGUCAUCAUUCAUGCCAUAUUACUUUUUCAUGUUAUAGAUCUCUCAUAAUGUUUGCUAUGAGCUAUACAGUUUUAAACCCUGUCUUUAAUGACAUUGCGAAGGAUUUGUGCAAAAGAAGUGUCAAGCAAGAGUUUUCAUGAAUGCCACAGUAAUCAAUGUUUUUGGCCCCAAAGCAACUGUAUGUAUAAUUUUAGAAUACUUUAUGGAGCAUUUUGUGACGAAAGACAGCACUCUCUUCAAAUGUUUUCCUUUACAUGAUAUAAAUAUAACGACACACAAGUGUUUGCCUCUCUGUGGUCCCCAGCCACAGAUAAUUUACAUCCGUUUUACUGCAUAAAUAAAUGAUAUUUCUCUAAUUGUCACUAAUAACAACUGUAAUAAUUAUAAUUUUCUGUGGACAGUGUUACGCCAGGCUAUGAUUAGUGUAAAGCGGUUUCCUUCCUGUAAGCAGCAGUAUGCUGCUGGACAGUCAGAUUUUACUGCCUUGUCUAAAAGCAUUUUCAUUAAGAUAACAAGCAGCGUAGGAUUCCACUGCCUUGUGUUAAACUCUUAAUUACAACUAAAUUCCCUGCUAUGUGUCUUUUUCCUCUCCUCAGAGGUUUUCCAGCUGGUAAAAAGAAGUCUAAUGUUGGAGUUUAUAUCCAAAGCUGGAUUUUGAAGUUGUUUUUUUUUGUGUCUUUUGCUAAUGAAGUGCUGCUUGUUAGCAGCUAGACUGCAAAAAAUGUGUUUAUUUUUUAGACUCUUGAGCUGGAGGUGUUAGUAUGUGGUAGUAGACAUGUAGCAAGAGAUGGCUUAUGGAAUGGCACAAGUUAAACUAAACACUGCCACCAACAUAUUGUGUUAUAUUGUGCCAUUGUUAAGAUGAUGUUGUUUUGAACUUUAUAUCUAGGACCAGUCCUCUAAACAUUACAUUACCCUCUUUGUAAUGUUUUGCCCUCUGGAUGCAAUGAAGCUCUUUUUCCUUUAACUGAGAUCUUACAUUGAUUUUUUGCCAUGUAUCAGUUUUUCCCUUCACUGAUGUUUCCCCCCGUUCUCAGAUGCAGUUCUGUUUGAUGCACGUUUAAGAGAUUAUUUGAAGCCAUUGUCGUGUGUGCAGGAUGUGAUGGUUUAGAUGUGUUUGUAUUGUUGGUUAGAUUUCUGUGUGCCCCUGCCCCCCCUCAGUGGAGACAUCAUACUGUAUGUGCCGAGUGAAAUGAGAGUGUACCCGUCUCUGUUUUCUACAUUAGCAAAUAGUUGGAGUUUCUUUUUCAGUAACUGUGAUUGAAUAAAGAAGCUUAUUUCUUACAGUA
Molecule: messenger RNA, 3920 nt
Organism: Dicentrarchus labrax (European seabass)
Lineage: Eukaryota; Metazoa; Chordata; Actinopteri; Moronidae
Gene: pomgnt2
Product: protein O-linked mannose N-acetylglucosaminyltransferase 2 (beta 1,4-)
Exons: 1
Coding region: 238-2046 (602 amino acids)
Biological process (GO): protein O-linked glycosylation via mannose
Cellular component (GO): endoplasmic reticulum
Molecular function (GO): protein O-acetylglucosaminyltransferase activity; protein binding
Source: RefSeq, a predicted model, not a curated record